This is a messenger RNA of Dermochelys coriacea (leatherback sea turtle), 3877 nucleotides long. RefSeq names its product MARVEL domain containing 3 (gene MARVELD3). Bases 338 to 1186 code for a protein of 282 amino acids. Gene Ontology annotation, cellular component: membrane. Lineage: Eukaryota; Metazoa; Chordata; Testudines; Dermochelyidae. The transcript is spliced from 3 exons. The record is from RefSeq and is a predicted model, not a curated record.
CCCAGCACCUCCCACCUGCCCUACCCUCUGACCCAUCCCGCGCUUCCCCUCCACCUGCCCAACCCCCUGCACCUGCCUCCAUCCAGCUCUGCCACUAGCCCUGCCCUCAGCCUCCUCUUAGCCCUGUCUCCCACAGUGCCCCUAGUCUCUCAGUCCUGCUACCAGCCAUCCUCCAGCCACCUCCUUCCAGCACCCCCGCCCCCAACAUCUCCCCACCCUGUCCCAGCCCAUCUCCUUCUUCCUCCUCACUUGCCCCUUUCCCAGCACCCUCUGAUCCCCCGCCUUGGUUCUCCUCUCUGUCCCCCCAUCCCUGUGCUGCUCAGACCUGCCCUUAUUCAUGACUUCUGGCCCUCUUUGCCCCACCCCCUCUCCCAUCCCACUCUGCCCCACCUGCUUUGACCCCCUGCCAGGUCAGCCGCUGUCUCUGAGUCUGUGUUUGGUUGGCAGUGAGGAGCACCCACCUGUGUUGCCAUCCCCGAUACAUGGAACCAGCUGCGAGAGGCCGGAGUGCUACCAGGCAGAGCCAUCAGGCCUGCUGGAGUGUUACCAGUGCCGCUACCUGUGCACGGCCAGAGCUUGCUGCCAGCUUGUGGAAGUUCUGCUGACCAUGCUGAUCCUGAUCUGCAGCUCUGUGUCCUACAGCUCGACAGGCGGUUACACCGGCAUUCCCAGCUUGGGGGGCAUUUACUACUACCAGUAUGGAGGGGCUUAUAGUGGCCUUUAUGGGGCAGAGGGGGAAAAAGCCCAGCAACUUGACACCCAGUUCUACCAAUUAAAGCUGCCGACAGCAAGAGCAGCAAUGGCUGUGGGAGGGGCCCUGAUGGCCUUCUCUUGCCUUCUGGUUUUGGUUGGUGUGCUGCGGCUGCCAUGGCAUUUCCCAGCCUGGCUGCUGCUCGAAUGCACCCUGGACGUAUUGAUUGCACUUGGUUUCAUGCCUGCUCUGUACUUCUACUUCCACCUUCUGUUGGAUGCCUACAAUUCUCCAGUGUGCAAAGAAAGAGAGAAUCUCUACCAAAGCAAAGGCUACCAAGGAUUCAGCUGCAGUGUGCAUGGGGCAGAGAUAGCAGCAGGGCUCUUUAGCUGCAUUGCCAUUGUGGUGUUCUUGGUUAGUGCUGGCCUUGCUGUCAAGGGAUACAAAACAGUUCAUCAGCUGAGAGAGAAGCCAGUGGAAAUGUAUGAGUUUUAGGGUGGCUUGUUCAUACCCAAGCUGUCCUACCAGCUCAUCUCUCUCUGUGGCUGCCAGCCUGGACACCAAGAAGGGGCAGCACCCUCUUCCCUGUUUCAGGAUGUUGCAUCUGCACUGCUACAAUCAGAAUACAGGACCAUGGCCACAACAAGCACCCCUACCAUGAGAGAACAGCUCCAGCUAGAGCCAAGCCAUGCUGCUCUUAACCAGCCCUCACAUUUAAAUCUUGUGAAUGUGAGUGGAACAGAUGCAUUCUUAGUUCCAUAAUCCACAUCUGCUCCUUGGCUCUGCCUUUGUUAGCAGUGACUAGCUUACUCCUUGUGCUGAGCUCAGUAUCUUGGGAGUAGAGGGGCCCCUCCAUCUCCUGAUCUGCUACAGCAAGAUGUCCCAGCUCUCUCAUUGGCCAUAGUCCCAUUCCUCCCAUACAAGGUAGAACUACCAGCAUUUGGCAAGAUACCUGGUUCAUUAGCGAAGACUGAACUUUUCACUUGACCUAAAGCACAACGGGACUUCGUCUCUCCUCCCAUCACUGCAUGUUGGAACAACUUUGAUUCCCAGCUGCUUGCUACAGCAGUGCAGGGAGCAAGAGAGAAUGACAUAGGAAGAGAGCCCAGGUUUGGCCACUAAACGCUGCCACUAGCUCUCCUCUGGGCCUGGGCUUCCUCACAUGUCGGGGUGUCAUCUUUAAACCAUGGUUCUUAUUUUUUUAAAAUGUAAUUGAUUGUAUAAGAAAAUGAUUCUACAAACCCGAUCAUUAGUGGAAAGUGCUGGCUUUACAGAUGGCGGCUUCAAUGAUAAUUGCUACUGAACCUUCAAGGGCCAAGCACUGGUGCAAAUCCAGCAGCUGGAUCAGCAGUUCACCAUCCUCAGAGCUUUUCUUAUAUAGAGCAGCUUGACUUUCUUGUUGGAGAGCUGAGUACUAGCACGGGGCUUCCUUGUUGGAAGGUCCAUGCCUCUGCAAGUUCCCUCGCUAGGAAAUGGCUGCUUGUGGAAGCCACGUGCAGGCUCCUGGCAUGUUUGGCCUAUGGCACAGUGGUAGGCAUCUAGCUACACAUAGCCCUACAAAGUAAUGGCAAAAAUCUUUGCAAAGGGAGAGAGGCUAUAUUGAUGAAAUGGACUGUGAGCUAGCAGUCACUGCUGGGGCUGCAGCCACUGUUGGGAGACUCCUAGACAUGUUAUGGAAUUCUCACUCCACAAUGUGAUAGAAAAAUGAACUUUUAUCAGGAUCUUCCAGAGCUCAGUGGUGCAGCUAGUGAAGCAGUUGAGUAUUCUUGGCACUGAUGGCCUUCUCAUAGUGAGGCAGAGCUAGGGUAACAAGCAGUCUUAGCCACUAGCAGUGGCACCUGCAGGCCAACUCUUUCUCUAGGUAUAAAAUUUAUAAGCAGAAUGUUCUGGAUAAGAAUGUACUUUUCACUGACUUUUAUUCUUUCAUUCAUAGGCUGCCAAAGUUAGUCUCUUUUUGAUAUAAUGCAGGGAAGAACUAGGUGAUAAAAUAUUAGAGACCAAUCAGAGUCCCAUAAAGUAAUUGGCCUGAUGUAUAACCUGGACUCUCAUCAGAUCUGUCUGAAGCAGCGCUAACUCAAGCUUGCUCAGUCCUUUGAUUCCCUUAGAAAAGCCAGGUAGGUGCUGCAGGCAGUGAAUCACUACUGAUUCCAGCUAAUGGUGUCAAGGGACUGUGGUGCACAGAGCUCUAAACAGCAUCUGUCCAGAAUAAGGGUCCCGUGGUGCUUUUCCAGAAGUGUUAACAGCACUUUCCUGUUUUGAUCCCCAGUGGGUAGGUACAUUCCCCCUUGGUAAAGUCUCCCUAUUGUUUCAGCUGAAGAAAGAUAUUAUUAAUUUCAAAUUAUCUAGCUCCAGACACAUGGUCCACAUGCAUAAGUCCCUCAGUGAUAUAUAACAGGGACCACCACGUGAAGAAAAAUAAGUUUAUACGAUGCAAGAGUACUACUAUAAAAUUCUGUGCCAGAUCACCAGCUGUCAUUCUGCUGUCCCCUUUUACAAAGGGUUACUUUUUCUUAUAGCACAGGGUAGUCCUGCUAGGAAUGUAUUGUGCAGAAGACUCCAUUAGGAGAGUUGACCUAUAAAUAAAUUCCUUCCAAUCAGUGCAGAGCUUGUAUUAACCCUUUGAGCCAGGCAUUUAUAUUACCAUGAUAGAGAAGCAAUGCCAGAGACAAGUUUGUUUCCAUUUUAAGACCAAUGUGUGAUAUAAAUCUCUCUUCUGGCCCUGAGUAAAUUUAGGCUGGAAAUUAGGUUUCCAGUCAUCAGAGAUGGGAGAUUCUGGAAAAGCCUUGCAAUAGGAGCAGUGAGAGCAAAAAGCAUAAAGGAUUUUAAGAUAGAACUUGAUACAUUUACAAAUAGGAUUAUAUGGGGGGGGGGGUUUUCUGCGGUAGCAGGGGCCUGCACUCAGUGAACCAGGGGGUCCCCUCCACUCCAAUGCUCUAUUUGUUUCAUACUCUCUGAGGGGUUGGCAGGGGCACCUUUCUGUAUAAAAUGUGUCUGUCCUUGGUGUAGACAGCAAAGUUAAUCAGCAUAGAUUGAGCAAGAUCUGAGACUUUGGAAAACAGAAUACAGCUAUGAAAAUUCUGCUGUCAGAUCUCACAAUAAAGCUUCCAUGCUUUACAGUAAAGAUAUUAAAUGCUGAGCUCUUCCUUGUAUUCUUUGUAAACAAUUAAAUGUGAACUUUACUCUUUU